Messenger RNA from Vidua macroura (Pin-tailed whydah), 2396 nucleotides. RefSeq names its product desert hedgehog signaling molecule (gene DHH). The coding region runs from base 372 to 1613 and encodes 413 amino acids. NCBI's taxonomy places the organism in Eukaryota, Metazoa, Chordata, Aves, Passeriformes, Viduidae. The record is from RefSeq and is a predicted model, not a curated record. The transcript has 4 exons. Gene Ontology annotation, molecular function: calcium ion binding; patched binding. Gene Ontology annotation, biological process: cell fate specification; regulation of gene expression; smoothened signaling pathway.
CCGAAGCCGAGCGGCCACGGCGGGGGCAGCCCGGCCGGGGCGGCUGAGGGCGGCGCACGGUGCCGACCAGCACCCAAGGCAGCCGGUACCGGGGGCUGGGCCAGGAACGGGGACAGGGACCGUGGGUCGGACGGAACAGAGGGGACCGGGGUAGUGCCAGGCAGCGGGUCCCGGGAGCGGGGCUGUGCCAAGGGGACGGAGCAGCAGCGACGGGACCGUGGGUGUGAGAAGGAAACGGCGCCGACCCGCCCCUGGCACCGCGACCAUCUAAAAGCCCCGGGGCCACCGCACCGGGACCAUGCCCGCCGCAGCCGCCCGUGCCCCCGGCGACUGAGCGGGACCCGCGGAGGCAGCGGGGCCCGGCGGACGGGAUGCCCCGGUGGACGCCGCUCGCCCUCGUCCUGCUCGGGCUCGCCGCCUGCCUGCUGGCCGCGCCGGUGCUGGGCUGCGGCCCGGGUCGGGGCCCGGUGGGGCGGCGGCGGCUGGGGCGGCGGCAGCUUUCGCCUCUGCUCUACAAGCAGUUCGUGCCCAACGUGCCCGAGCAGACGCUGGGGGCGAGCGGGAAGGCGGAGGGCAAAGUGCUGCGGGGCUCGGAGCGCUUCAGGGACCUGGUGCCCAACUACAACCCCGACAUCAUCUUCAAGGACGAGGAGAACACGGGGGCGGACCGGCUCAUGACCGAGCGCUGCAAGGAGCGUGUGAACUCGCUGGCCAUCGCGGUGAUGAACAUGUGGCCGGGGGUGAAGCUGCGGGUGACGGAGGGCUGGGAUGAGGACGGGCACCACCUCCCCGACUCCCUGCACUACGAGGGCCGGGCGCUGGACAUCACCACGUCCGACCGCGACCGCCACAAGUACGGCAUGCUGGCACGCCUGGCCGUGGAGGCCGGCUUCGACUGGGUCUACUACGAGUCCAAGGCGCACAUCCAUGUCUCCGUCAGAGCAGAGAACUCGCUGGCCGUCCGCACCGGCGGCUGCUUUCCCGGCCACGCCACCGUGACGCUGGAGAGCGGUGAGCACCGGGGCCUGGCUGACCUGCGCCAGGGUGACUGGGUGCUGGGCGCCGAGCCAGGCGGGCGCCUGGUGCCCACCGAGGUGCUGCUCUUCCUCGACCGGGACCUGGGCCAACGCGCCUCCUUCGUGGCCAUCGAGACGGCCAGCCCGGCGCGCCGGCUGCUCCUCACCCCGUCCCACCUGGUGUUCGCGGCCCGCGGGGCGGCCAACGGCUCGGCCGCCUUCCUGCCCAUCUUCGCCCGCCGCGUGCGCCCGGGCGACGCCGUGCUGGCCCACGGGGCCGGCGGGCAGGGGCUGCGCCCCACGCGGGUGCUGAGGGUCUCUCGGGAGGAUGGCGUGGGGGUCUUUGCCCCGCUCACCUCGCACGGCACCUUGCUGGUUAACGGGGUGCUGGCGUCCUGCUACGCCGUCCUGGAGAGCCACCGCUGGGCCCACCGGGCUUUCGCCCCCCUCCGCCUCUUCCACGGGCUCCUCUCGCUGCUGCCGGCCCACCCCGAGGCGGGCAACGGGACCGUGCCAGACGUGGGCAUGCACUGGUACUCCCGCCUGCUCUACCGGCUGGCCGGGGGCGUGCUGGGCCACGAGGCCCUGCAGGUGUAGGGGUCCCGGCCCCCCCCCCCGGUUACCACGCGGCAGGUGAUGCCACACACUGGAUGCCACACAGGGGGCUCCAGCCCUGGGCGCCCCCUGGACCCAGGGAGGAGGGACAGGGGCACCCCCGGUGCUGUGGGGAGGUUGGGGCUCGGCACUGCCCUGGGGCACGGGGUGGUGGGCACGGGAUGGAGUGGCACGGGGUGGCCCAGGGGUCUGGCUCAGCCCUGUCCUGUGUCCACAAGCCCCCCGUGGCCGGAGCCCCACGCCCAGACCCCCCCCUGGUAUUUAUUGCUUUAUUAACCACCGCACCGGGGCUGGGCUUGGUACCUGUCAAGGCACAGCCAGGCAGCACCAGACCCUGCCCCGGGGCCGAAUCCAGCUGUGGGGAUGCCAAAAACACCCCAACGCUGAGCACUUGGCAGCAGUUCCUGCCCGUCCCCCUGCUCUGGCUCUGUCCCUGUCACCCACAGUGUCCCUGUCCCUGCGCCACAGGGUGGCUGGACGGGUGUCUGCUGUGGGCACCGGGUGUCUGCCACGGGCACGGGCACCCCGUGCCAGGUCCAACUCUAACCAUGCUAACCGCUAACCCGCCCUGCUUGAGAGUUUUAUUUUUCUAUUUAUAAAUGGUAAUAUAAAUGUCAGCCAUGCCUGCCUGCCUGCCCUGGCAGCGGGGCUCACCCCAUGGGGCAGGGGGGCAGCCUGCUUUUAACCACUUCAGUUUAAAAAAACAAAAGAAAUACUACUAUUUAAUUGUUUGGGAAAAUAAAGGAAGUCUAUGGCCCUAUUGCA